Messenger RNA from Athalia rosae (coleseed sawfly), 2408 nucleotides. RefSeq lists its product as uncharacterized. Gene Ontology annotation, molecular function: protein binding; serine-type endopeptidase activity. Gene Ontology annotation, biological process: proteolysis. NCBI's taxonomy places the organism in Eukaryota, Metazoa, Arthropoda, Insecta, Hymenoptera, Athaliidae. The coding region runs from base 43 to 2325 and encodes 760 amino acids. The record is from RefSeq and is a predicted model, not a curated record. The transcript is spliced from 15 exons.
CCCUACGUACCCUGCAGACUUUCCGCAGUUACCAGUGUCAAUAUGAAUGUUCUCGUAGCACUUUGCUUUGUGGCCGUGGCGGCCCAGGCCAUCAACGUCGAUUUAAAUAGGAUCGGCACGAUGCAAGUCGUACCCAAGAAUUUAGCUCGCAUAUUGGAAGAGCACCUGUGGACUCCUACCUCCGGUAUGGGGCGUAUUGUUGGAGGAGACGAAGCCACCCCUGGACAGUUCCCUUACCAAGUCGGUCUGUUCGUGAGCGUGGACGAUGGCACUGCUUUCUGCGGAGGUUCGAUCCUCAGCAACGAAUGGAUACUCACAGCCGCUCAUUGCGUGGACACCGCGAGAUCCAUCGAGGUUGUCGUCGGAGCCCACGACAUGGUCCGCCGCUUGGACACAGGCUCCAGAGUCAACGGCAAGAGAUGGUUCACCCAUGAGGACUGGGACACCGAAACCCUUGCAAACGACAUUGCGUUAAUCGAACUCGAAAAACCACUCGAAUUUACCGAUCGCGUCCAGCCAAUACGUCUACCGAAACACUCUCAAACCAGCGAAACCUUCGUCCGUGAAAACGCUAUUGUCUCUGGCUGGGGAAAAGACUCGGAUUAUGCUAAUGGCAUCAGCCCCGUCCUCCGCUGGAUCUGGAACCCUAUCCUGCCUAACAGCGAGUGCAACCAGUGGUACUAUGGUGCAAUUCUACCGAGCCACAUCUGCCUGGAUGGUUCAAACCUUCGCUCUUCUUGCAGCGGCGACUCCGGUGGCCCGUUAGUCACCAAGGAAGCUGAUGGCAAACCCACCCAGAUCGGUUUGGUGUCCUUCGGUAUCUCCCUAGGCUGUGCCAAAAGCUGGCCCAGCGUAUUCACCCGCAUCACCAGCUACCUGGAUUGGAUCGAGACCAACACCAACGUCCGAAGUUUGUUGACCGUUGCUGUCAAACGGAUGCUGGAUACCUUUGUUGACAGGUUAGACGAGAAAGAAGAUUGUCUAAUGAGGCUCGAAAAAGCCAUCAAUCCAUUGCUGGAUGGUAAUGAUCAAGUGGCACUGAUCCUCGACAACUUCCUCAGGGAUAUCAAACAGAUAUUGGAAAACUGUACGGUCUACAAUGAAAAAGAUUCGCCAUUCACGCUCAAGACAGAAGCCCUGGUAAAAGCUUGCAAACAGAACGCUGAACUGUUUAUAUCUGCUGAUCACCCGAUUCAUAAAAUUGUGAAGAUAAUAUCCUCGUUGGAAUUGACGUGGAGAUUCAAAGUGGCUCAGAUGAGCCGUCGUGAUAUUGUUGAGAUAAAGUUAGCAGAUAUGCUAAUCAAAUUAACCGAUCAGAUGAAGAGCCCAGAGAUUGAACAGAUUAUUUCGCCUAAUUAUCUGUCUUUGGAAUGGUUAUAUAUACCCUACGUACCAUUCAGACUUUCAGCAGUUACCAGUGUCAAUAUGAAGGUUCUUGUAGCACUUUGCUUUGUGGCCGUGGUGGCCCAGGCCAUCGACAUCGAUUUUAAUAAGAUCGACACGAAGCGAAUCGUACCCAAGAAUGUGGUUCGCGAAUUGAAAGACCGCCAGUGGACUCCUACCUCCGGCUUGGGUCGCAUAGUUGGAGGAAACGUAGCCACCCCUGGACAGUUCCCUUACCAAGUCGCUCUGUUCAUCAAGCAGUCUGACAGUCACACCGUGUUCUGCGGAGGUUCGAUCAUCAGCAACGAAUGGGUACUCACAGCCGCUCAUUGCGUCGAGUCCACCGCCGAAGUGGCCGUCACAGGCAUCGAGGUCGUCGUCGGGGCCCACGACAUGGUCCGCCGACUGGACACGGGCUUCAGAGUCAACGCCAAGAGAUGGUUCACCCACGAGAACUGGGACACCAAAAACCUCCGUAACGACAUCGCGUUGAUCGUUCUCGAAAAACCACUCGAAUAUACCGAUCGCGUCCAGCCGAUCCGUCUGCCGAAACUGUCAUACGCCAAUUUCACCCACGUCGGUAGAAUCGCGACCGUAUCCGGCUGGGGAAGGGACUCAGACUAUGCCACCGGCAUCAGCCCCGUCCUCCGCUGGACCCGGAACCCCAUCAUAUCAAACGAAGAGUGCAACGGCCCUUUCCUCGGCUCGAUCGAACCGGGCCACAUUUGCCUGGAGGGCUCGAACCUUCGCUCUUCUUGCAGCGGCGACUCUGGCGGCCCCUUGGUCAUCACGGAAGUCGACGGCAAAUUGACCCAGAUCGGUGUUGUGUCCUUCGGAAUAUCCUUCGGGUGCGAGGUAGGAUGGCCCAGCGUUUACACUCGUCUCACCCGCUACGUUGAUUGGAUAAAGGCCCAGACCGGCGACGCCGUACAAGUUCGCUAGAGGUUAGAAAACAUUCUACAAAAGAACUUUACAACUGAGGGACAAACUUGUUCAAAAAAUAAAUAAACGUUUACUCCUGUGUA